CGUUGACGUUUCAUUGCACGCGGUGUGCAUCUCACCGUGUGAUUUUUUCUGCAAUACAAACAAAGUUCGAUUUUUGGGAAUAAGUACUAUUGCUUGAUUCUACGCUGCAUAGAAACCUGUAAGGCAGUUGUUUUCCAUCCGGACAUGGCACCAGGAGUUAGUGCAGCAGCCGCCGCCACACGUUCGUUGAAAAUUUUCGUCGGAAACGUUCCCUGGACGGUUGGACAUCGCGAAUUGCGUAACUAUUUCGCCCAGUUCGGGCGUGUCACCUGGGCCCAGGUUAUAUUCGACCGUCGAACCGGUUUAUCCAAGGGCUACGGAUUUGUGUCGUUCCAGAAAGCAGCGGCAUUGGAGAACCUGCAACAAACGCAAAAGCACGUCAUCGAGCAGUCGUCCAUUUUCUAUCAACUGUCGGAUUAG
Messenger RNA from Malaya genurostris, 420 nucleotides. RefSeq names its product SRA stem-loop-interacting RNA-binding protein, mitochondrial (gene SLIRP1). Gene Ontology annotation, molecular function: RNA binding. Bases 145 to 420 code for a protein of 91 amino acids. Lineage: Eukaryota; Metazoa; Arthropoda; Insecta; Diptera; Culicidae. The transcript has 2 exons. The record is from RefSeq and is a predicted model, not a curated record.